UGCCUCUCUUAUUUGAUCAUAAUCUGCUUUUGCUAGGUUAAGGGUUUUAUAUUCAACAGUUACCAGUUCGUUGGUCUCUGUCGUCCGGGGCAUAGCCAUGGAGUCCUCACCAUCUCUGCCCUCAUCAACAUCUUCGUGUUGGAGCAACGUGGUGAAGAAGCAACCGCCACCAGUAAACAAGCCAAACCUGGAAGCGGCAAAUCAACUAUUCGUCGAGAGCUGCAAGUCCACGAAGGGCAUAUCCAUGGCUGUAAUAGAUGCCAAUGCCGUAAUCGAGGGCGGAGAAAAACUCCAUAGCUUGGCCGACAAGUUCGUUACCGUACCUGAAGUCCUUGCCGAGAUUCGCGACCCCGUCUCUCGCCACCGCCUCUCGUUCGUUCCCUUCACCAUCGACUCCAUGGAGCCCACCCCCGAAGAUCUUAACAAAGUUAUCAAAUUUGCAAGGGCAACUGGUGACUUACAGACCCUGUCAGAUGUUGACCUCAAACUCAUUGCUCUAACUUACACAUUAGAGGUACAGAUCCAUGGAACUGAACAUGUUAGGGAUGCUCCUCCCCCAAUCCAUACAAUCAAUGUGAAGAGGCUUCCUGAGAAGGACAUGCCUGGCUGGGGUUCUAAUGUUCCUAAUUUGGAAGAGUGGGAGGCAUUAGAACAGGAAGCUGGUGAUGGAUCAAACGCCCAUUCAAGGAUCCUUCCCUUGAAAGAGAUGAGCUUGAAUAUUAUCCCUGCAGAUGAUCAAUCUGAAGAUGGUUCAACAGUAGCUGAAAAUGAAACACAUUUUGAGAAGCAUGAAGAUGUUGAACAUGGUUUGAGGAAACAUAGGAGAUAUCCGAAGAAGAAAAAGGAAGUAAGUAUUGAAGGGAAGAAGAUGGUAGCUGAUGGAAUUGAUGCAUCUAAGGGGCAAUUUGAUGAUGAUGCUGGUGAUUGGAUGCCUGCUGUUAGUCGAAGUACUCAUCGAAGAUAUCUUAGAAGGAAAGCUAGACGUGAAUAUUAUGAGGCAUUAUCUGAAAAAGAUAGUCAGCAAGAUCUGGAGAAAAAUAUGAAUAGCAACAGUUCUAAUGAAACUAAUAUCCUAGAUCCACUAUUUCAUCGAAAUUUUGAGACUAUAGAUGCUGGAAAUGGGAUUUCUAAGGAGGGUGAGGCGAAGAAUGAUGACGGUGGUCUUACUUCAAUACUAAACCUAAUGAGGCUGGAAGAAGGUUCUUUGAAUGCUAUUCAAGAAGUGAAAGAAGAGAACAGCACCCUUGCAGGGCUUGAGUUUACUAAUUCUCUGGUGAUGGAAGCUUCUUCUGACAACAACGCAAAUUCUGCUCUUGAAGCCAGUGAAGUUGAUAUUGUCAAUGGUGAACUAGAUCACCAGGAGAUCUUAAGCCAAACCAAUGAAAGUAUUGAUGUGUCACAUGUGGAUGAUGAUGAUAGUGAGCAGAGCUGGACGCUUAAAUCCUUAUCAGAGUCCAGUGUAGCCUGUUUAACUAGUGACUUUGCAAUGCAGAAUGUACUUCUGCAAAUGGGAUUACGACUAUUGGCACCUGAAGGAAAGCAAAUCCGCCAGUUGCACAGAUGGAUAUUGAAAUGCCAUGCGUGCUACACUGUGACUGCUGAAAUUGGGAGAAUUUUCUGUCCAAAGUGUGGAAAUGGUGGCACUUUACGGAAGGUAGCCGUUACAGUUGGAGAGAAUGGAAUCAUUUUGGCAGACCGUCGGCCACGAAUCACUCUGCGAGGUACAAAAUUUUCAUUGCCUUUACCGCAAGGUGGAAGGGAUGCCAUUGCUAGGAAUCUUAUUCUGCGUGAAGAUCAACUCCCAAAAAAAUUCCUUUACCCAAAGACAAAGAAGAAAGCAAAUAAAGAGGGAGAUGAUUUCUUUGCUUCGGACAACAUCUUCAACCACCAUACUGAUAAAAGAGCUCCUUUCCAACCACCAAUAAGGAAGGCAUUAGCAGUUUUCAGUGGAAAGAGGAAUCCAAAUGACAAUCACUACUCCCGUCCGAAGCAUUGAUGGUAGUUUUGUCUCUUUAUUUAAUUUAAAUCGUCCAAAGAUUGUGAUAGCAAUACGUAGCAUUUCCGUGUAUUAUCAGUUGGGUACCUAAAUUUGUGAUAUAUGUAGUUUGCUCAUCAAUGAGCACAAUUUUGGGUGGCUCAUGCGUAAUGCAAAUGAAUACAAGCAAAAAUUCUACAUGCUUUUACUUAAAAAACUUGAUCUUUCCUUGGGCUUUACCUCUUCA
Hevea brasiliensis (rubber tree) is the source of this 2222-nucleotide messenger RNA. Its product is annotated as RNA-binding NOB1-like protein. Gene Ontology annotation, cellular component: preribosome, small subunit precursor. The record is from RefSeq and is a predicted model, not a curated record. NCBI's taxonomy places the organism in Eukaryota, Viridiplantae, Streptophyta, Magnoliopsida, Malpighiales, Euphorbiaceae. The transcript has 5 exons. Gene Ontology annotation, biological process: maturation of SSU-rRNA. Bases 98 to 1996 code for a protein of 632 amino acids. Gene Ontology annotation, molecular function: RNA endonuclease activity.